AGAAAUGACUUAAGUUUUAGUGCUAUUUAGUACAAAUAUUUCUAUUAUUUAUGGCCAUGAUGAAAGAAAUACAUAGCCGGAAACAAGCUGCUGAUUUACGAGCACGAACAUGUCUAUGAUCCCGUCUCCGGCCGGCCGCUCACCGGCGCCUGGAUUUGGGACUCCGCCGUCUUCCUCUCCGAAUGGUUGAUAUCAUCCCCGGCUCGGCGGACGAGCUUUGACUUCGCGGGAAAAACGGUGAUCGAGCUCGGUGCCGGGGCGGGGCUUCCCGGCAUGACGGCGGCGGCGGUGCUCGGGGCACGCCGGGUCGUGCUGACGGAUGUGGAGGCGUUGGUCCCCGGGCUGAUGAAAAACGUGGAGGCGAACGGGCUCGGGGACCGAGUCGAGGCGAGUCGACUCGUGUGGGGCUCGGGAGAGUGGCCAAGUCGACUCGCCUGGUUGGAGGCGGCGGCGGACGUGGUGCUGAUGUCGGACGUGAUGUACGACGCGGAGGCGAUGGCGGGGCUGGCGGAGACGGUAAAGAAGGUCUGCAGCAAGGGGACAAAAGUGUGGGCGGCAACGGAGGUGCGGGCGUCCACGGGGGAUUGCCUCGCCGAGUUGGAGAAGACGGGAUUUGGAAUCGUUCAACUUCCGAGUCAACUCGGCGAGGGAUUGCCACACCGUUUUGACGACUUCGUAAUAUUUGAGCUGAUCCCUCCCACAAAGAAAGAAAGUUGAAGAUAAUUAUGGUUCCUGAAUAUACUGGAUUUUUUUAUUCAUAUGUUCGAGUUAAUUUUAUGGUAUUUUUGGAAAGAUUUCAAAUACAGAUUUAGUUCAAAUUCUAUAUUUAGGAAAUUUUAAAAAUUUAGAUUUGAAUUUGAGCUAAAUUUCUCUCAUUCAUAUCGUAAUUCAAUUUGAAAUCGAUACAACUCACUUUCUUAUUUAAAUUUUGAAAUUGAGAUGUAUUAUUUAAAAUGAAAUACUACUUCCCAA
This is a messenger RNA of Cuscuta campestris, 972 nucleotides long. The record is from the annotation of a GenBank genome assembly. Lineage: Eukaryota; Viridiplantae; Streptophyta; Magnoliopsida; Solanales; Convolvulaceae.